Lecanosticta acicola is the source of this 1248-nucleotide messenger RNA. NCBI's taxonomy places the organism in Eukaryota, Fungi, Ascomycota, Dothideomycetes, Mycosphaerellales, Mycosphaerellaceae. The record is from the annotation of a GenBank genome assembly.
AUGAAACUCACGAGAAUGGCACGAGAAACUGCGCGUCUUGCACACGCGACCAGCUCGUCAAAUGUAGCGACACGAUCCCUGCGGAGAUUCGCCUAUACAGCUGCCAAUGCUCACGAACAGCCGCCUUCACUAGAUACCGACCCACAAACGUCACAAGAGAACGACAGAUCGGGCAAGCGGAAAAGAGAAACCACAGAAACCCCAACGGUAAAGACGGUGAAAUUGGAAGCAACAGAAAUCCGACGAUCGCCUCGCAAAGCGCCCAAAAUCGCAAACGGUGACGAAGACGAAGAAGAUGCGACCCAAACAAGGCCGAGAAAAGCGGCACGCCGACCCGCAACCAAAGUCAAGAGCCCGAGCGGAGGAGGAGGAGGAGUCGUCAAAGUCGAAGCACCGGCAGCGUGGGAAGAAAUCUACAAGACCGUCGCAUCGCAGCGAAAACGCGUCCUCGCACCCGUCGAUACCAUGGGCUGUGAAACUCUCGCGGAGCAAGAUCGUUCCCCGGCAGACCGACGCCUCCAGACGCUCGUAUCGCUGAUGCUGAGUUCCCAGACCAAAGACACCGUCACGGCCGCCGCGAUGAAGAAUCUCCAGGAGAACUUGCCGGGGGGCUUCUGUCUGGAAUCGUUGCUACGAGCCGCGCCGGAAGAGCUGAAUCGCCUGAUCGAGAAGGUGGGGUUCCACAACAACAAGACGAAAUAUAUCAAGGCUACGGCUGAGAUUCUGAGGAGGAGCUUUGGAGGGGAUAUUCCGGAUACGAUUGAGGGGUUGGUUUCCCUUCCGGGGGUGGGGCCGAAGAUGGCGUAUCUCUGUAUGAGUGCGGCGUGGGGACGGGAUGAAGGCAUUGGGGUGGAUGUGCAUGUGCAUCGGAUUACGAAUCUGUGGGGUUGGCAUAAGACGAAUACACCGGAGCAGACGAGGGCGGAGUUGGAGAGUUGGUUGCCGAGGGAGAAGUGGCAUGAUAUUAAUCAUUUGUUGGUCGGGUUUGGGCAGACGAUUUGUUUGCCGGUGGGGAGGAAGUGUGGCGAGUGUGAUCUGGGGAUGAAAGGGUUGUGUCCGAGUGCGGUGGCAUACAGUCCCAAGAAGAAAAGAGUGAAGCAGAAGAUUGCGGUGGAAGAUGGGGAGGCCAUCAAGGAGGAGGAGGCGGUCGUCGAGACUGACGACAAAGCUGCUGUUGUACAGAUCAAGUCUGAGGAUGUGGGAAAUAUCCAGGCUCAGUUGGCACGGGCAUCGGCGCUGGAAGCAUGA